AUGAAUUUUCGUACCGCAGGUUUGCUACAGAAGUCGGAUCAAUUUUGUUUACGUUUUUAGAUAGAUACUAAGUAUUAUGACUGAAUUCCACUAAUAAUUACCAUAAAAUGAAGUUAUUGGCACACUUUAUUGUUUAGUGAAACCUGCAUAUCGCAUACCUAUUGAAUUUUUUUCUGGUAAAUAAUGGAUUCCAAAGAAGAUGCAGUUUUUGAUCUCAUUUCUGAGCUGUGCUGUAAAACAGCGCUUAAGUUUAGUUCAAAUAGCAAUAUCACACAGAAGAAACUAGUGAAUAAAAUGAGGUCGCGAUCAUAUGAAAUUAUUUUGAAGAAAUCGGAUUCAGAGAUACCUCAAACACACAGAGAUCCUUUAUCAGAUAUUCUUUGUUAUUACUUUGUUAAUCAUCAAAAUACCAGAAAUGUGGCAGAGUACAAGAGAUCAGUGGAAUUGAGAAAUAUUAUAAGUGCUCUGAGACAUAAAGACUUUGGUAAAAAUCAAGAUCUUAUUAAUAAUAUCCUCAAGUUUCUACUGAGUUUGAGUGACUCAGUGAAAAAAGAUAUCUCGUCACAGCUUUAUCAGAGUCCAUUCACUUUUGGCAUGUUAGAUAAUAUGUUGCCAAAACCACCCCAGCAAUCAUUUGGGUCUCCUCAACCGUAUCCAUACUAUCCAUCCCAUGUGUUUGAGCUGCCAUAUUCACUGAGAUGCCAGGCUAAUAGAUUGUUAAAAGAACAAUCUCAGACAUACACUGAUUAUAGUGUACAGAGCUUUGAUUCGAAAUCUCUUCUAGCGGAUCUCAACUCAAAUUCAAAGCCGCCAUCAUCAGAACUGAGGACUUUCCUCAGUCCAAUGUCAAUGGCGUCAAUGACCUCGACCCAUCUGUCUCCGUAUUCUGAGGCUGUAUUCAACUACCCUCGUCUCACUUCGCCAAGAGACCUGAGGAUACCUGAGUCUAGUCAAGUCAAUGUGAAGGUCUCUUUUCAAAGUACAUCAGCUAAAUCGGACGUGCAGGAAGUGUAUCGAGCGAGCGGUGAUGAAUGUACAGUCGACAUCUGGGAGCUGGCCACGCAAGUUGAUAAGGAUAUACCUGAAGACAUUUGGGAGUUUGUGGCAAAACUUCCGCCAAUAGUCGAUCGCCAGUUGAUAGCGAGUUCUCCGCGGGAGAUGCGACUGUGGCGCCAUCUUCACGAAGAUGUAUUGUCAGAAUGCCACGUUAUAUCCGAGCAACAGUUCAUACGGCACGUGAUGUACCUCAUAAUUGGUAUAGAAACUAACUCGUUUCCAUUCAACACGGAGUGGAACUGCUUCACCAUGAGGGAGGAUCUGAUCCUGGAAGGCAUUUCUAAAGGGAAGAUCAGGGGUUACGUAUCAGAAUUGUUGACUGUUGGAACGUAUUAUAGGAGGCUGUAUGCUUUCGCCUUCAACCAGAUAAAUGAUGACCAUUUCAGUACGCGAGGACUGGUUUAUGAGGCGGCGCGAGAAGUAAUAAGACGUUAUCUCUUAGAAUUUCGUCUGUUAGUCACCGAGAUUUACGAGAAAUGCAACAAAUCGUCGGUAGAUGGCGUUAACUGCAUCCCCACUCUUCUACAAAUCUUGCAUCACGUCGAAGCCCGCAAAUAUGAGAUCGAAACAAUUGUGUCCAUUUACAAGAUGGCCGAUGCUGAAACGGACACAACCCUACCUCAAGGCGCGGAACUGAUGUCAUAUCUGUUCAAUGAAAUUUACUUGGUCACACAUAAGAAGACCGCCUUUACUAUGUUCAAUUCAUUGGUUUCUCUAUGCAAGGUUUAUUUCAAAUUCAUCGAGAGAUUUAUAUUUGAAGGCGAACUGGACGAUCAAUUCAACGAAUUUUUCAUCAGAAAAGAUUCUCAGUACAUCAAUAGCAGGUCCAAGCGUUAUUGGGACAAAGGUUUUCAUAUAACACAGAGCGUGGCAAUACCGGACUUUCUUAGACCUCUGGCUAAGUUUAUCUUGCUCUGUGGCAAGUCGCUGAGGCUGUUGAAGAUGUGCAAUCCUUCUGACCCCCUCCUGCUGCUAAUCUCAUCAGACCACCCCUCCAUAUCGUGCUGCGCCAGCUUCGAGGCGCUGUCGCGGCAGCAGCGGCUGCUGGACGUGUACCGCACUCGCUGCUUGUUCGUCAGCGGGGAGCCGGCCAGUUUCCAGCAGAUCGUGUUGAAGAGGGAAGCCGAGAGGAAGGCGUUCACUGAAAUGGCCGCUUUGAAGCAGGCCGAGACUAUGGAUAAAAUUGUUGCUGAAAGAAAAAGAUUGGCACAACUAAUCAUAGCCGAAAAACAGCAUUCGCUUAGAGUUCUAGAAGCGGCGAUGGCUGAAACUAAAGCAGCCAAGAGUCGAUCGAAACGAAGUGAGAAAUUGAGGAGUGAUUUAGAGAAGGCAGCAGACGCUGUAGGAGAUCAAAUUGACGCCAAAAUUAGAGACGAUGAAAAAAACAAAAUCAUGGAAUAUUAUUCAAAGCUUAAUAUAGAAGUGGAGAAAAGUAAAAUUCAUACAGAGUGGAAGAUAAAACGGUUGCAGUUAGACGAGAGCAGGAUACAACUUCUAUCCACUGAAGAGAGGAAUUUGAAACGGGAAAAGUUAGAACUAGAACAUCAGAAAAACGAAGAAUGUAUGGCCAUGUCUAUACAGAGUUUAGAUCAAGAUGAUGUUAAUGAUAGUAAAGAUGUUUUGUCAGAUCAUGCAUCUGAAGUAGAAGUUAAUGUCACAGAUCUUAAUGAACAAGGAAGUAUUAAAGUCGAGAGUCAUAACGUUUUCAGUGCUAUUUGUAAUGCAGCAAAAAGUAUUUUCGGAGGAGCCAAAACUGAUGAUAAAUGUGAUAAUACAAAGACACUCGAUGCGCAAGGAAAUGUUGUCGGAACGCAAACUACGUCUAGCGCUGUCAUUGGUAGAGAUUUGAAUGAAGAGUACGAUAAUAUGGAGUUUUUGAAAAUGCGACAAGAAGCUUUAAUGAAUAAGCAAAAGGUUAUGGCUCACGAAUUUGGACAGACAGACAAAGAGAAUAAUCAAAUGAAAGUUCCGUCAUUAACUGAUGUAGUUGAUGAAGAGAAUAAUUUGCAAGAUUGGUCAGCGUUUGCUGAAGCUAGAAGAAACAAAUUGAAAGUUCUUGGGGCUGAGUUUGGGCUUGAAAAGUCUGAAAAUACAAAAGCAGCGCCUAUAACUGAUGCCCAGAAAGAAGCCUUGAUAAAUAAGCAGAAAGUUUUAGGUGUAGAGUACAAUUUACCUCCUGAGAAAGUUGUAAGAAAUGAUCCAGCUAAUAUAGCGCAGGAGGAGGCUGUAAGGAAUAAGAAGAGAGUGUUAGGUUCGGAUAUGGAAGGUUCGAGAAGUGAUAUCAAGAAGAGUUUGACGCUGAAUUUGAAGCCGUAUGGAGAAUGUUCUAGUAAUAGUGUGGUGACGCCCAAUACUGGGGCAGUGACGCCGGGCGAAUUGUUUCCGAGGCUGGACUUAGAAACCCCAACAACAGCGGAUAUCCUCCUUGAAGGACCAAUGACAAGUGACAUAUUUACCCCCCGAAGCGAAUCCAAAGAAUUAGAAUCAACUAAGACCAUAGACAAAGAGUACAUAUCAUCCGACGGCUUUACCUUUCCCAUCAUAGACGAUGAAACUAUCGAAUCAGAAAUUACUAGUGACGCGCAAAUCCUAAGUCCAGAAAAUUCUCCUUCAAAAACCAUAGAUAUAGUAUUUCGUAAAAGACUAUCAAAGAAAUACUCCGUCUUUGAUAUCUUAGACGGUUCAUAUAAUUUGGAUGAUUUCGAUCCGUUCGGUAUAAAAAAUUUAGAGAAAUUUUCAAAAGAUCAUCUAAAUAAAAGGAUGGAUGAAGACAUGGCGUAUUCUUGUUACACCCACCCCGCUGUCAUAAUGGAGGAAGUGAGAAAGUCGCCGUACACGAACAUUUUCGCACAUUUCGGACCGGAAGAGAAGAAUGAGAGGAUAACUAGUGAUAAUAUUGCGACUUUGACCGCGUGCCUUCAAAGAUCCGUAAUGUUACCUCUGACAUAUCAGUUAGAAGUUGUUAAUAAUUCGAUUCUAUCAUAUUUCUUGGUGAAUCUUGAUUUGUAUGAGCACUUGAGGUGCUUGAAAGAUUAUUUUUUCCUAAUGGAUGGAGAGUUCUCUAGGAGUAUAUGUCAUAAUCUAUUUUCGAAGAUGUCGAGGACAUUGAAUCCGCAUGAGCUGUUGAACUUUGCGUCGUUACAUAGUAUUUUGGAUAAGGCUCUGGGAUCGUCAAUAUCACAUGUUCACAAAUUCUCCGAAAAACUGUCAUUCAUGAUGUCGGAGCCCCCCCUGAGCCUGCAGCACAGUUCCCCGGACGCCCUCGCGUGCCUCUCCCUCACUUACGCCGUGAAGUGGCCGCUCAAUAUUAUAUUGUCGAAUGAAGCUUUGUUAAGAUACGGAAGAGUGUUCCAGUUUCUACUCAAAAUGAGGAGGAUUUUCUGGGUGCUUGGGGAGGAUUUCGAAAUCCUUAAACUCUCAGCGAAGCGGCACUCGAGAAAACUCCAACGUUCGCCGCAAUACAGAACCGUUCAAAUAUACCGGCACAUCAUGGCGGCCAUGAUACGAGCGUUAGACAACUAUAUAGUCACCACUUGCAUACUAACGUCGUGGGUGGAAUUCGAGAAUGAUCUGAAGAAAGCCAGAACUUUGGACGAUUUGUACGAUUGUCAUGUGGUGUAUAUAAAGAAAGUGCUGUUUAGGUGCCUUUUAAAUAACAGAUCGACGCCUGUGAUGAAGUUACUCAAUGAUAUAUUCACAGUGAUAUUGAAGUUUAGUCGCGUUUUGAAGGCCGGCGAAUGGCACCAAAAGGAGCCCAACGGCCACUUCAAGCACACCAGCUUCAAUCAGCUCCAGGAAUUGUUCCAUUUGUUCGAGAAACUUGCUAAAGUCGUCCACAAAGUCGUCACGAGACUCAUGGAAUGCGGCUACCAACGCCAUCUGGCGGAACUUCUGACUAUGAUCAAUUUAAACGGAUACUAUGAUCCGGACAGGACGAAAGAUGAACAUAAUGCCAGCGCUAAGGAGAAUACCAGUCUUAAUUUGUCAGGGUUUUAAAAUGUUCGGUAGUUUUGUUAUUUUAUGCUGAGAUAAAAGGUUGUGGAUAGGUGUCUCUCGUAUAGAAUACGACAAAAUGUAACUAGUUUUCUUUGUGUGUUCAUUCAACUUCCAUUUUGUGAGAUCAGGCUCAAAACGGCUUAAUAGUCAGCUACUUAAACAGCCUUAACAUAUCUGAGACUGUAAAUUAUUCGUAGAAAUGAUAUACUUCUUUCUUAGAUGUUCUUAUCGUAUGAUGGAUAUUAUAUUUGUUGUAAUAAAUAAUUUAUUUUGAAAUCAAUACUCAAAAAUAUUUAUUAUCAUUCUGAAAUCAUGAAUUGCAUUCGUGCUAUAGUUGUAUCGAUGAUUCGAUGAGCUUGUAUGGAAGGUUUGAUGAAUGUGGAUGAAGCAAAAAAGUAUGCAGAGAUCGUAGCAAGUGGAAAGAUGUAGUCUCUGCCAACCCCUUCGGGAAAGAGGUGUGAUUUAUGUUUUAUCGUCAGUUUGAUUGUUACGUUUGCUAACUUACUCAUGUUGUCAUUCGUUUUUUUAGAAAAACAUAGGUAUGUAAAAAGUAACGUAGCGAAUUCGACUCGUGAGCUAUCAUGUAAUCCAUUGCCUUAUAUUUAAUUGUCAUUAUUAGAUUUAAUUGUGAUAUUAAUUGUCCCACCAAGAGCUUUAUGUUUUAACAUUGUAAUCUCGGUAAUUUGUUUAUUAUUAAGAAUGUUACUUUAGUUUAAUGUUGCAUUUAUUAAUUAGUCUUAAUUAAGCCUGGGUCGUAGUUAGGGCAUUUUGCGCCAAGCCUUUCUUAUAAACAUCAUAAACCAAAAAUAAUAAUAGUAAAACAAAUUAAAUGUUGAGCGUGUAAUGCGAGCAUAGAGGUAGCGAGAAAUAUCUGUAAAUGCAAGAAACGUUGCCCUUUUAUGGCCCUUAAUAAUGUCUCAUGUAAAUAGUGUUAACCUUUUGUAUUAUUGUUGGUUUAUAAUUAUGUCGCUGUUCACGCUAUAUUAUUAAAC
Messenger RNA from Amyelois transitella, 6044 nucleotides. It is a transcript of the gene Grip163, whose product is annotated as gamma-tubulin complex component 6. Gene Ontology annotation, molecular function: microtubule minus-end binding; gamma-tubulin binding. The record is from RefSeq and is a predicted model, not a curated record. NCBI's taxonomy places the organism in Eukaryota, Metazoa, Arthropoda, Insecta, Lepidoptera, Pyralidae. The transcript is spliced from 16 exons. Gene Ontology annotation, cellular component: equatorial microtubule organizing center; spindle pole; gamma-tubulin complex. Gene Ontology annotation, biological process: microtubule nucleation; meiotic cell cycle; mitotic cell cycle. The coding region runs from base 184 to 5052 and encodes 1622 amino acids.